ACUCGCGGCUUGAGGGUCUCCAAAAUUUAAUCGAUCUAAUUGUCUUCAAGUUCGUGAUUCGUACCUUGAUCAUGAAGUCAAGUUCAAGAGGAAUUUAUUCCAAGUUAAGAGAUUCUGCAGUAACUUGGGAUGAGAGGCUGUCAUUAGCGAGGUGUGCCUGGGACUCUGAUGAUUGUGUGAUUCCAAAUAAGCAACAAGUUCUCUUUGAUUGGAUCAUCCAAGAAAUUAUUUCUGGGUACAAGAAAGGAGCAAAGUCUGUCAAUCAUGAGUUUUUAAGUGGGCUUUGCCGAUUACUGCUUCAUACUCUCCAGAAUCAAAAAGACUUUCAUAGUCCUGGGAAACUUCCAAUCACCUUAAAACCUCAAUUUCUUCAGGUGUUUACAGAUGCAUUCAUUUCUAAAGAUUCUGUACAAAAUGGGGAGUCAAUUAGCACCCUUAUCAACUGUUGUUAUGCCAUUAUGUCCACACCUCACCUCAGUGCAUCUAUGCUGGCUAAAUUUGAAAGUUAUGUGUCCUUUCUUUCAGUCCUGGCAACCUUGUAUGUCCAAAUAUAUAGUGAAAGAUCAGAAGAGCUUCACUUACUGUUAGAAAUUUGCUUACAAAAGUAUCUUUUGGCACAGAGGCAACAAGCAAAUCAGCGAAAGGUGUUCACAUCCAUGUGCCAACAACUUCUUGAACCAUUAAUCAGACUGCGUCACAUGUUGAGAGGCUUUUCCAAGAUCUCUCAACCAAUGGUGCAUUGCAGAGAUCAACAACUUGAAGAUAAUUGGCAAAUUGGGAAGCUUGAAAAAAUCUCUUGCCUGGUGGAGCUAGCAGUCACCAGAUGCCUCUUUCAUAAAGAUCACAUGAUAGAGUAUCCACAGGCUUUCAGGGGCCUAGAGGAAAAACAGACUGAAUCUGAGGAGCCUGCCAACAAAAAACCAAGAAUUUUUAGUUAUCCCAAGCUUCUGUUUGAAAAGAUGUGGGAAAUGGUAGAAUCACAGGCAACAGUGGAGAUUGUUGGCACAAAAGAAGCAGCUAUGGAAAUUCUUCCUUUUUUGUACAAAGAAUUUAUCACCUCAAAUAGAAAACUGAAUUCUUCUACCUCUCCUGUGGAGUUUGCCUUUUUUACAGAAAUGUGUCUGUUGCUGGGUGUAUUGAAUGGAAACUAUUCUCAAAAUACCCCUUUUAUGUUUACUUUACUUCAUCAAUUGUUGGAAAGCAUCCUGCACUUUGAUAUUUACCAGGUAUCAGAUGACAGCCAGAAUGGCGCGGUACAAUUCACCUUUUAUGACAGUUUGGUCAAGAUUGUAAUUAAAACAGAUGAACCACGCAAAGCUGUAUUCCAGUGUCUUGAUGUUCUGCUAAAACUGAAUCACUCCUUAGUUGAGCCACACUUGGAUGUUAUUUGGAAAAUGCUGUGGAAAACGGAGUGCAGUGCUGGUGAUGCUCACAGCUCUUUGAUGAAUUCUCUUAUUUCAACCUAUGUUAAACUGCGACAGUUUGACAAACUUGUUUUGGCAAUUCUGGAUUCUUUGAGAAGUUUGAACCCUUCAAGUUCUGGAUUAACGUCAUUCUUCAACCAAAGGUUUAUCAAGGCCAUCCAAAGUCUUCCCCUUGGACAAAUUACCACGAUUUGGAACUCAUUUUGUAAUGAAAUCACUGAAAACUAUCUGGGAAAUCAUUUAAUGCGAGGUUCGGAAGCAGCACUAGGAAAUAAACCGAAUAAAACGAAAAAAUCCUUGUCACAGGUAGCAGUGUGGAAACGUCUGGAAUAUGUGUCAAGUAUCUUCUGUUCCUUUCUUCUCCACAUGAGUUUUGUGGGGAUUGGAGAACAUCGAAAGGGAAAAACCUCAUUGUAAGCAGUGGGAAAAUUGUUAAGUCGUUCAGUACUGGAAGUGCUCCAUCCUAUGAUAGAGCUUUCAUCAAACAUUCAUCAUGACAAAGCAAAAGAAUCUGCUUGUUUUUCUAUUUUGUUGUUACAACGGGCCUUAGGCGAUCUGGAACUGUUCUUGGGAGAUUUUAAAGUUGUCGACUUUGACAAUGAAGCAACUAGAAUACUACCAUCAGUAACGUGGAUGAAUGCGAUUAGUAAUUUUGUUCCUGCAAAGUGCAACAAAGAAAUUAUCGCCGUUCUCUCUAAAGACAAAGGAAGACUUCGUUACCUGAUGAGUGCCCUGUGUAUUCAGAACAUCAGAUAUGCUUUACUCCACGAAAACAAAACAGCAGAGGAAAAGGGUAAAGGGAAUGAGCUCAAGAGACUGGUGUCUAGUGUUUGCAGCCCCGUCAACGACACGCUUUGGUGCCUUGCAUCGUGGGAUAGACUGGAAUGGUCGAUAUGUCAAGAAAACGCUCCAGUUGCAUUAUGGGAUUUGAUCAGCAAACAUGCUGCGGUGCUUCUCCCUUUGUGUACCGCUGACCAUCAAUUACAGAUUGCUCAUCUGAUCAUUAAGACUAUAACUCAGAGAACGCCAGAUGGGGAACAAACACAACCAGGGUGUAUAACCAUGCUUGAUGUAUCGAUGGAAUUGAUUCAAAAUGCGAGCUUUCACGAAAUGCUUGCCAUGCAGUCCAGUACAGUCUGUGCUCUCUGGGGUCGCCUUAGACAUGCUAUCGAUUCUGGUGAAUGCAGUACUAAUAUUCCAGCAGGGAGACUGAUGAACGCUCUCUCUAGUAUUGCAACACUAGCCGUCUCAGUCGACGGAAUUUUGACAGAGACGUGCGAUGAUGAUCGAGCCAUUGACGAUGAACAAGAAGGAAGUAUUGAGGUGGAUUCAGAGAGCGAACAAAGUGCAGAAGAAAGUUCAGACUACGAGAGAGACGAGAAUGAAGAUGUUAGAGCAAACGAAACUCGCGAGAGUGACGAACCACGUGUGGAUAACUUGCAACCCUUCCGUUCUCUCUGUUAUGACAUAACUAACAUCUCUAACAGCAUUUUGUCUGCCGAAGUCCCUUGUACCAACCGGCCAGAAUCAGCUAAGAAGAUCCUGCAACAUCUAAAGGUUCUGGGUUUUCUUCCUCUUGAUUGGCUGUCCGAUGAAAACCGUGUUCGCUGUUUGAUUGGCCUGCUCUCUUGUGAUGUUCUCCUGGGUUCUAACAUUUUCCAGGAUUGCUCUUCUGACACGUUAAAGCCUCUUUUACUGAGCCGCCAUCUCCUUACAGUUUUAUUCGACGGCUGCGUCACCAGACGGAAGUUUGUAGCGCAUCAUGUGCUCGACUUGGAUUCGCUACAUUCUUGGCUUAUUGGUUCGGCUACCAGACUAUGGCGACAGAGACACACGAAUCCAGCUACUGCAAACGCUAUGAAUCUCAUGCUAAGGGAAACCAGAGGUCUUUUCUUCUCCACAUUCAAGUACCUUCUUAGAGCUCCCCAUCAAACUGUCAAUGCAGUUCAGAAGACCACAGAAAGGCUAACAGAUGAGUUACAGACUUUCUGUGCAGAAGUAAGGGAUGCGUCAAUGGACUCUUUGGAAAAAUCUUUAACAUCUCAUCAUGUAGUUUCAGUCAUUGUAGAGGGAAUUUUGGCACUUUGUGAAGAAGUUGUUUCUAGCAAGAUAGCCUCGAACAAGAUGAUCAGGAUUUCGUCCGACGUGAUGAUAAAACUUGGCCCAGUUCUACUCGAGCUACUGAGAGAAAUUGUUCACAAGUCACGAUGGAAACAGAGAAAUAAUGGCCAAAAUGUUGAGGAAAGCACUUUACCUGUUUAUUUCUGUCAAGGGCCUGACUAUAUCGACUCUUUCACUUCGCUGCUCCAUAUUUACUCGGUUUCCGAACAGUCCAGAAAACUGAUUCGUGUGAAUGAAGCUUUUAAGCAGAGGGAAUGGCAAGAAGUAUUUGACGUCAUACUAGCAGUAGUCGUGCAUUAUGUUUUCGAGAAGGACCAGAUGGAGUCAGCACUUUCAGCGAAUGGGAAUAAGGUUCGAAUCGUGCGUUCCUGUCUGCGUUUCCUCAGAGUGGUGUGUAUGUCCUGCUUAGAGUUACAUUUACCAGUAGAUUUUCACGUUCGACUUCUGGCUUCGACGCUCUAUUUUUUGAGGAAGCUGGAACAAAAUAAGAAUAAUCGUACAGAAGACCGUGAAAAAGACAACAGCCUUCGUGUUUUAGAGGUUGGCAUCCAUCAGAGUGAAAAGAUAGAACAGUCUAUGAAAGCGCAAGACAGAUUUUGCGAUAGUGAAAGCAUUCCGAAGGAGGGGUAUCGUCUGGCUGUGUCACUGCUUGAAGGAUGCGAUCCUGACCUUCUACCAGAACUGCUUGAACAAUUAGGAGAUGAAAUUACCAUGAAGAACAAUGGUGAUGCUUGUUUUGAACGACUUAGUGUAGCUCUUCGCGUUUGGCUCCGUCUGUUGAGUGGACGAUUUACCAAAGACAGAAGAAAGGAACUCCGCCCAAAAUUACCCAAGAUUUUAUUCGCAGUACAGUCUGUAUUACAAGAAUUAAAAAGCGAAAACCUCACGGCUGUCAAUCUGGCCACUGAAGUCAUGGAAAAGAUUCUCUCCCUUGGAAAGGGAAUGGUUCUUCCCCAUAACGCAGUCGUUGUCUUGCACAGUGGUUUGAUCAAGCUUGUAGCUAAUGACAGGAGUUUUCCGCGAUUGUUCGAGUCCCAGUACUCUCUACUGAGUACUUUGCUCUUUCAACACCCUGAAGCCGUCUAUGGAGCUGUGCACGUGUUUAUCACGUGUGUUCGGAAUCUUUUAUUAAGUUUGAUACAAGGAUGUGAUGUUCAAAGUGAAGCUGCUGUGGAAAGAAAUGAAGAUAAAACGUCAGAGGAAAGACUGAAACCAACUGAACUUGUGCAAAGCGCGCAGAAGAUGGCAAGAUUAUAUCAAGAAAUUUCUACGCAUAAAAUCGCCUUUUCCAAGUACUCUCCGUACAUGAUCGCUGACUACAUUCGUGGCGUUCAAACAAUUGCUGUUCCUUCACCUGUUAGGGACGCUCUCACUUCUGGUGUUUACUGCUUGUUUGAACUGUGUGGUGAGCAUGAGCUGUCGCUGUUACACGCUGUCCUAGAGAAAGGAUCGCGGGAGCUAUUUCAUUCCUUACACGCGGAUUACACUAAAUAUCACAAGUUCAAGGGCAAAGUUUGAUCGUUAAACACUGAGAGUGAAUUAAAGAGCAGAAUCUCAUAUAAAGUACUAAUAAACAUAAACAUGAUAGCGAUUUGAAGAGAAAAACUUUCUACCCAACCGCAACUUGUUUUAAUUAAGCUUCUGGUCGAUGCGAAAACGAAGAGGCCCACAACAAUGCUAAUUUGUCAAGUUAACAUGAUCUGGCGCUUAAAAAAUUAGAAAAUAUUGAUAUUUUCUGUCAUAAUGUACAGGUAAUCAAUGUUGUCUGCUUUGUUAAAUUAACAUUUGAUAUAUGAAAUGAAAUAAAAUACAUAGCUUUUUAAAGA
Stylophora pistillata is the source of this 5371-nucleotide messenger RNA. Its product is annotated as unhealthy ribosome biogenesis protein 2 homolog. NCBI's taxonomy places the organism in Eukaryota, Metazoa, Cnidaria, Anthozoa, Scleractinia, Pocilloporidae. Gene Ontology annotation, cellular component: nucleolus. Gene Ontology annotation, biological process: ribosome biogenesis. The record is from RefSeq and is a predicted model, not a curated record.